Exophiala dermatitidis NIH/UT8656 is the source of this 2714-nucleotide messenger RNA. RefSeq lists its product as uncharacterized. Bases 545 to 2539 code for a protein of 664 amino acids. Gene Ontology annotation, molecular function: oxidoreductase activity. Lineage: Eukaryota; Fungi; Ascomycota; Eurotiomycetes; Chaetothyriales; Herpotrichiellaceae. The transcript has a single exon. The record is from RefSeq and is a predicted model, not a curated record.
GUUGAGCUGGACUUCAUGCUUUCCCCAACUCCGCCUUGCCCUUGACACGUCGACCUUGCAGUACGUAGCUUUCCGAACAGCAGAAGACUGUUAUUAAGCGGACUGCUCCUGUCAGAAGUGCUGGACUUGAAGUCAGAUCGGACCUUCGCAACUCACCAUUCGCUCGACGCUUCCGCCGGGUCCUCAAGGUUGACUAAUGGCAGCCUCUGCCUUUCCCCGGCCGGUCCAAAACCCUCCGCCGCUUGGAGAACAUGGUAAAAGUGGCGGGGAAACAUCACGGUUACGAUGCCGCUUACGAACAGUAGUAGAGGUCAAGAGCGCCAUGGACCUAGAUGAGUCUCUUCGAUGGCAAUGCAGUGAUGACAUGCGAAGAGCGCAUUUCCUGGCUCGACAUGGGUCAGAAAGUCCAUAUAAGAAGCUAACCUGCGGCCGUUGGGUUACAAGCCCGAAGCACACCUUACUGCCCAAAGUCACAGUACACAAGCCCGUCUAGCACAUAUACAUAUAGCAGUUCCAACCGCAGCGUGAGCCUCAAAGAAGCGAAAUGGCGGUAUUUCAAUCUUCUCCCUGGCACGAGGGAGAGAAGGCUAUCCAUCGCCGCACACAUGUGCAUUACGAUGAGGACAACCCCACCUCACCUUUCCUGACGCCUCGGGCAGCAUACCAGAUCCAGCGGUACCAGCUCAUGGCUAUUGGUGCCUUGGACGACAAUGACCGACCGUGGUGCACGGUAUGGGGUACUGGUGAGCCACCGCUAGCACAACCCAUUGGAAAGAGCAUCAUCGGCAUACGAUCAAAAGUCGAUGCAAUAUUUGAUCCCGUUGUGAAAGCCAUCUGGAGCGACAACAAAGACGGCGAGGUCUUGCAAUAUGAAGCGGACGGCGGCAAGAUGAUGGCAGGCUUGAGCAUCCAGCUGGAAGAACGGGGUCGGGUCAAACUGGCCGGCAAGAUUGUGGCAGGCGCAUUGACCGGUACCACCACUGACGAGGCCACCGACAAAAGGCAAACAAGUCCAACAGACCAGUCCGCUGCCAACGGCAGACCAGGCGAAGUACAAAUGGUAGUCAAGAUCGAACAGAGUCUAGGAAACUGUCCGAAAUACCUCAACCGAAAGAGAAUCAGCUCUGCCACCCCAAAGCCCCAACUCCUCUCGUCUUCGCCUCACUUGACUCAGAAAGCCAUUGACCUUAUCCACCAAGCCGACUUGUUCUUCAUUGCCUCUUCCCAUGCCCACGAGGACAUGGACGUCAACCAUCGCGGCGGCCCACAGGGCUUUAUCCGUGUGCAGCAGCCAGAAGACCCGUCAGAGGGAACUACCCUCGUCUGGCCCGAGUACAGCGGCAACAACCUCUACCAAACCCUCGGCAACCUUGAGACAACACCCCGCGCUGGACUGGUGAUUCCCGAUUUCACCACCGGUAACGUGCUGUACGUCACAGGCGACACGGAGACACUGGUCGGGACCGACGCCAGCAACGUCCUGGCCAAAACCAAGCUUGCCGUCCGUUUGAAAGUGACUGAAGCCAGACUCGUCCAAACAGGCCUUCCAUUUCGUGGCUCGUUAAUCGAGGACACAUCUCAAGGUCGCUCACCGUACAAUCCGCGAGUUCGAUACCUGACCACCGAGAAACCAGACUCCUGGAGUCAGUCAUCAACCUCUUCAACAACAGCACAGCUAAUAAGCAAGACGAAACUCACGCCCACCAUCACCCGCUACAGAUUCGCACUGGCAGAUCCAACGAUCCACGGCCCCUGGAAACCAGGGCAAUAUGUAGCAUUGGACUUUUCAGCCGAGUUGGACAUGGGAUACUCUCACAUGCGCGACGACGACCCGACAAGUUUAAACGACGACUUUAUCCGUUCAUUUACGGUAUCGUCGCCGCCAAAUUCGUUGGGUGUGCAUGGUGAAGAAUUUGAAAUUACUGUGCGCAAUGUCGGGACUGUCACUCGCUGGCUUGAGUGGCAGCGUCCGGGGAUGUGUGAGGUCGGUGUGCGCGGAUUUGCUGGCGAGUUUGCUUUCGAUUUCGGGCAGAACGACGACAGCGAUUCAAAUCACAAUCGCCACCACAAUGAUGAAGAUCACAAUCAGACUACUACUAUGAUCGGUUUCAUAGCCGCGGGCAUAGGAAUCACCCCAUUACUAGGCCAAUUAGGCGACAACAACCAGAAUCGUCUCAACCUCUCGCGCCUCAAGGUCUGGUGGAGCGUGGGAAUCCGAGACAUUGGGCUUCCACUUGAUGUCCUCACGCGAUAUCGUGAGCUGAAGACCUCGAUGACCAUCUUUCUCACCGGGGAUGAAACUUCAUUAGCGGACAAGGACAAACACAAGCUCCAACAACUCGUCGACACUGGUGUCAAGAUUGAAAGGAGGAGACUGCAAAAGUCUGAUCUGGUGGCUGAAGGUGCAGAUGCAGAUGCAGAUGCGCAAGCAGCGGCAAAAAUCACCAAGUGGUACCUCUGCACGGCACCGGCGCUGCGAAAGGUCGUCCAGGACUGGAUGCCGGGCAAGGCUAUCAUAUAUGAGAAUUUUGAUUAUUAAUAUUGGAUUCACGAGGUGCCAGGGGCUCAAAGUUGAGAACUUUCGCACAGUGUAUAGUCAGUACUACCUUGGGUACGAGUUCAUUUAAUGCAUGUAUCUGUCCGUUGAAAGAGGUUUUAUUUUUACUGUUUGGUUUAAAAACUUAGCCACUUCGCUUUGCACAGUAUGCGCUCAG